GCCCGGCGCCGCCGCGGCGCAUUCCCACGCGCUGCUGCGCGCGCUGGCGCGGGGCUGCGCCCUGGUGGCCGACAGGUACCCCUGGCGCGCCCACGCAGCGCUUACGGAGGCCAAGAACCAAGGCUUCUCGAGGGCGGCCCACCGCUUGCGGGAAAUGCUAACGCUGGACGAGGCCCCGCCGCCGGCGCAGCCGCCGGCAGAGCGCGGCGUGCAGGCAGAGGCGGAGCAACACACGGCCUGCGAAGAGGAGGCGCUGAACAGCGAAGCGGUAGAGGACAUCGACCAGCUCCUCAGCCUCGCGUGCGCCGGGCCGCCCGAGUGGCAGAGCUUCUCCGCCGCCGCCCUCGGCGUCGCGGAGCACGUGGGCUCGCUGGCAGCAGCGCGGGCGCGGACGAAGGUCAUGAACGCGGUGGCCGGCGCGGCGGCCGCCGAGUGCGCCCAGGCGGACGUCCGCGAGGUGCGCGCGCGGCUGGCCGCGAGCGAGGAGGGCCGGCGCGCUGACGUGGCCGCCUUGGAGCAGCGGGUCGAGGGCCUCGAGGCCGACCUGUCCUCGGCGCAGCGGCAGCUCGAGGAGGCGCAGGCGCGAGCCACGGCCGCCGAGCGUGACGUGGCAGAGGCAGCAGAGGCCCGCGCUACCGUGGGGCCUGCGUCUUCGCGCGCGGUGGCUACCGGUGGCGGCCCUGAGGCGGGUGCCUCGCUUGCGAAGCGACGCGUUGCCGGUGGCGUGCCGCACGCCCCGCGCACCCCGCAGGAGUUCAUCGCGGAGCUGAGGCGCGAGCGCCUUGUGGACCUCGAAGAGGACGCGGACCUCCCCGACGAGGUGCGCGACGGCAUCUCCCGCCUCUCGCGCUCGCUGUGCGCCGCGGUGGAGCGCCUGGCAGAGGACCUGUACGAGAGCGAGUGCCACUUCAUCUACGAGCUCGUGCAGAACGCCGAGGACGCCCAUCGGCGCAGCAGCCGGAAGGCCGCGGAGGCGGAGCUCAGGCUCGGGCUGGGCGCCCCUGGCGAGAGUUGGAGGAAUGGAUACUUCGUGAGCGACAGCAACGAGGAGGGCUUCUCACAAGUGGACGUCCGUGCCGUUUGUGAUAUCUCGGCCUCGUCGAAGUCGCGGCCAAGCAGCGGUGGCAACACCAUCGGCUGCAAGGGUAUCGGCUUCAAGUCCGUCUUCACCGUGAGCGACCGGCCUCACGUGCUAUCGCGUGGCUUCACUUUCGUCUUCGACGUCGCCGGGCCGCUGGGCAAGCUCGGCUACGUCACGCCCACGUGGCUGGCGCCAGAGCAGAUCGCGGCCCUCCCGGAAGAGGUCCGCCUGGCGCACGCCGCGGGUCGGACGGUGCUCUUCCUGCCGCUGAAGCGGCCAGGGCUGUCGGCGGCCAUCGAGAGAGAGAUGGAGGAGCUGUCCGGCCCAGGCCGCGCGACGCUGCUGUUCCUACGCCAGCUGCAGAGGCCGGCUGCGCGCGUGAAUUCCCGCGUCCCAGACAGGCAUCUCGAGGCGGCCCGUGUCUAUCUUGUUGGGAGCCUCUGGAUGCCAGUCGAAGAAGAAAUUAUCCGGCCGAAGGGCCCAACCAUAUGCAAGUGUGUGUGUACCGCAAGGCAGGUGGGACGAAGCAGGGGGAGAUCCUUAUAG
This is a messenger RNA of Prorocentrum cordatum, 1627 nucleotides long. NCBI's taxonomy places the organism in Eukaryota, Dinophyceae, Prorocentrales, Prorocentraceae. The record is from the annotation of a GenBank genome assembly.